Molecule: messenger RNA, 896 nt
Organism: Perca flavescens (yellow perch)
Lineage: Eukaryota; Metazoa; Chordata; Actinopteri; Perciformes; Percidae
Gene: rims4
Product: regulating synaptic membrane exocytosis 4
Exons: 6
Coding region: 1-816 (271 amino acids)
Biological process (GO): regulation of membrane potential; regulation of synaptic plasticity; regulation of synaptic vesicle exocytosis
Cellular component (GO): presynaptic membrane; cytoskeleton of presynaptic active zone
Molecular function (GO): transmembrane transporter binding; small GTPase binding
Source: RefSeq, a predicted model, not a curated record
AUGGAAAGAUCGCAGAGCCGCAUCAGCCUGUCGGCGUCCUUCGAGGCCCUCGCCAUCUACUUCCCCUGCAUGAACUCCUUCGACGAGGAUGAUGGGGUGGAUACAGAGGGCAGGAAGUUGAAGGGAACCAUCCAGAGGAGUACGGAGACGGGUCUGGCUGUAGAGAUGCCCAGUCGGACCGUCCGACAGGCCAGCCACGAGUCUAUAGAGGACAGCAUGAACAGCUACGGCUCAGAGGGGAACCUGAACUACAGUGGCAUGUGUUUGGCAUCGGAUGCACAGUUCAGCGACUUCUUGGAUGGGAUGGGACCCGCUCAGUUUGUUGGGCGACAAACACUGGCGACAACAUCCAUGGGUGACGUAGAGAUCGGUCUGAUGGAGAGGAACGGGGGUCUGGAGGUGGAGGUAGUCCAGGCCAGAGGACUCACUAUGAAACCAGGAUCAAAGGGACCUCCAGCGGCCUACAUCAAAGUUUACCUCCUGGAGAACGGGAUCUGUGUGGCCAAGAAGAAGACCAAGUCAGUGAGGAAGUCUCUGGAUCCUCUCUACAACCAGGUCCUGGUCUUCUCUGAAAGCCCACAGGGGAAAGUGGUGCAGGUGAUCGUUUGGGGCAACUAUGGACGGAUGGACCGCAAAUGCUUCAUGGGCGUAGCUCGAAUCCUGUUGGAGGAGUUGGACCUCAGCACAAUGGUGAUUGGCUGGUACAAGCUCUUCCCUACCUCCUCCAUGGUGGACCCAACGAUGGCGCCGCUCAUCCGCCACUCCUCCCAGAUGUCCCUGGAGAGCACCAUUGGGCCCUGUUGUGAGCGAUCCUAAGACUCGAGAAAAAUAUAUAGAUCUGUUGUUGCGACGCAGAUGCCAUUGCUGUCUCAACCAAAUCCUAAGACACAUUUUUA